GUCCUCUCUAUGGCAGCGUCGCUUCCGGUGGCGGGAGCCGGGGCUGCGCACGCGGGAAAAGAUCCUGAUCCCGGAUCCCCCGAGCCCGGCCCCCCCCCCCGCCGAGCCCGCCCGAGCACCCCCGUGUCCAUAUUCAUGCCCCCUGGAGGAACCCGAGAUUGAGGAGAUCCCAGUAGGCUUCGACUGGCGCAGGUCCACCUUCCUGGGGCUUUCUGUUGAGUUUUCUGUCCUCUGGUGCUCGGGCCAGUGGGGGCCAGGUCAGCAUGGCAGAGACUCUGGAAUUCAAUGAUAUCUACCAGGAGGUGAAAGGUUCUAUGAAUGAUGGUCGUCUUCGGUUGAGCCGCCAAGGUAUAAUCUUCAAGAAUAGUAAGACGGGCAAAGUGGACAACAUUCAGGCUGGGGAGCUGACUGAGGGCAUCUGGCGACGGGUGGCUCUGGGCCAUGGCCUCAAGCUUCUUACUAAGAAUGGACACUUCUAUAAGUAUGAUGGCUUCCGGGAAUCGGAGUUUGAGAAACUCUCAGAUUUCUUCAAAUCACACUAUCGUUUGGAGUUGGUAGAGAAGGACCUGUGUGUGAAGGGCUGGAAUUGGGGCACAGUAAAGUUUGGUGGGCAGCUCCUGUCUUUUGAUAUUGGUGAGCAGCCAGUCUUUGAAAUCCCUCUCAGUAACGUGUCCCAGUGCACCACAGGCAAGAAUGAGGUGACACUAGAAUUUCACCAGAACGAUGAUGCAGAGGUCUCCCUGAUGGAGGUGCGCUUCUACGUGCCGCCCACUCAGGAAGAUGGUGUUGACCCUGUCGAGGCUUUUGCCCAGAAUGUUCUGUCUAAGGCAGAUGUGAUCCAGGCCACUGGAGAUGCCAUCUGUAUCUUCCGGGAGCUGCAGUGUUUGACACCCCGAGGUCGUUAUGACAUCCGCAUCUACCCCACCUUUCUGCACCUCCAUGGCAAGACCUUUGAUUACAAAAUCCCAUAUACUACCGUGUUACGACUUUUCCUACUACCUCACAAGGACCAGCGCCAGAUGUUCUUUGUGAUCAGCCUAGAUCCGCCCAUCAAGCAGGGCCAGACCCGUUAUCACUUCCUGAUCCUUCUCUUUUCCAAGGAUGAGGACAUCUCACUGACCCUCAACAUGAAUGAGGAUGAGGUGGAGAAGCGUUUUGAGGGUCGUCUUACCAAGAACAUGUCUGGAUCCCUCUAUGAAAUGGUCAGCCGCGUCAUGAAAGCCUUAGUGAACCGCAAGAUCACAGUGCCCGGCAACUUCCAGGGGCACUCAGGGGCCCAGUGCAUCACCUGUUCCUACAAGGCCAGCUCAGGAUUGCUGUACCCACUGGAGCGGGGCUUCAUCUAUGUACAUAAGCCACCUGUACACAUCCGAUUUGAUGAAAUCUCCUUUGUCAAUUUUGCCCGUGGCACUACCACUACUCGCUCCUUCGACUUUGAAAUUGAGACAAAGCAAGGUACACAGUAUACCUUCAGCAGUAUUGAGAGGGAGGAGUAUGGAAAGCUGUUUGAUUUUGUGAACGCCAAGAAACUCAACAUCAAAAACCGAGGAUUGAAGGAGGGCAUUAAUCCGAGCUAUGAUGAGUAUGCUGACUCAGAUGAAGAUCAGCAUGAUGCCUACCUUGAGCGGAUGAAGGAAGAGGGCAAGAUCCGUGAGGAGAAUGCCAAUGACAGCAGUGAUGACUCUGGAGAUGAGACUGAUGAGUCAUUCAACCCUGGGGAUGAGGAGGAUGAUGUUGCAGAGGAGUUUGACAGCAAUGCCUCUGCCAGCUCCUCCAGUAAUGAGGGUGACAGUGACAGGGAUGAAAAGAAGAAGAAACUGGCCAAGAAAGCUAAGAUUGUCAAGGAACGAAAAUCCCGGAAGAAGCCUGUGGAGGGUAAGAAAGGCAAAGAUCCUAAUGCCCCGAAGAGGCCCAUGUCUGCCUACAUGUUGUGGCUUAAUGCUAGUCGGGAAAAGAUCAAGUCAGACCACCCGGGAAUCAGCAUCACUGAUCUCUCUAAGAAAGCAGGAGAGAUCUGGAAGGGGAUGAGCAAAGAGAAGAAAGAGGAAUGGGACCGAAAGGCUGAAGAGGCUAAGAGGGAAUAUGAGAAGGCCAUGAAGGAAUACAGUGAAGGGGGCCGAGCUGAGUCUUCUUACAGGAAGGAUAAGUCAAAGAAGAAGAAGAAAGGAAAGGUGAAGGUGGAGAAAAAAUCCACACCUUCCAAAGGCUCUUCCAAGUCUUCAUCCAAACAGCUGAGUGAGAGCUUCAAGAGCAGAGAAUUUGUGUCAAGUGAUGAGAGUUCUUCAGGCGAGAACAAGAGCAAAAAGAAGAGGAGGAGGAGUGAGGAUUCUGAAGAAGAGGAAGAACUGGCCAGCACACCUCCCAGCUCGGAAGAAUCAGGAUCCGGGUCCGAUGAGGAGUAGAGAAGCAGCAGCGUCUUCUCUGCUGUCCCUGUCACUCUCCCAACUCCCCGUCUACAGUUUCCAUCCAUACCCUGUUACCAGCAGCCCCUAAACUGAGAAAUAAUCCCUGGACUCAGCUCGCAGUGUAGCCCUCCUGGAUUUAUGGACUGGAGUGACUGGGCAGGGAGGGUUUAUCCUCCGUACUGCUUCACAGGGAUGGCACAGUUGAAUUUGGGAAGAAGGUGAAGGUUGGAGCACAGGUUAUAUGGGAUCUUGACCCAAGCUCUCCUCUCCAUGGUACUGCCAGCUGAUCCCUUCUCUGUCCCUUGACAACUCACAGGAAGCUGCAGCAGGGGCCACACACAGGGUCAGCCUUGUAGCCCCUUGCUGGGGCCUAUUUCUAUUUUUAUUUUGUAUUUCUGGUCAGUGGAAGUCACAAACAAAAGAUUUAAUAAAGCAAAGUGACUAGCAGCCGUGCUCAAAUGGACCUCCUCCACACUGUUGGUCCUCUUGCCUAGGCAUACUGCUAUUUUCAGUUUAAGCAGCAAGCUUGCUCCCUGGCUCCCUGUUGGUUAGGUGGGUACACCAUGGCCGGGAAUCCAGUCUUCAGGUACAUUCCUUUUCAUUCCCGUCUGAGUGAUUGUUUUCACCCCCUGCUCCCAGGAUGAACCACCUGAGAUUUGGGAAGUGGCCACUGAUCUGAUUAGGAAAGAUUCCCAAGCCAUCCUGCUCCAUUAUCUAGGCUGUAUUUGAGCUCUUGUCUCCAUACAUAAUCACCUGUGAGCCACUGAGGUCUCUAGGCAUGGGAUAAUUAAAUCAGGAUUGAGUGGCCUCCUGUAACCUGGGUCGAAGACACCCAAUCCUGAAGAGGUGUACAGAAUGGUACAGAACCAUUAUGAGAGAGUGAGGAUGUAGAAUCUGAUAUUCGGGAGGGCUGAUGGGCCUCUUCGUGUCGUGUCCUUGUAUUGAAUCUGAGUCCUGCCUCUAGUGCAUUCUGGUUGUGUGACCCUUGGCUAAGUCAGUGAACUUAAGGGCUCCAGGCAAGUCUUAAAACUACAGUGCUGAUUUUAUUGGUGGAGGGAGUUCUCUCCUUGAGAAUUAAUUCCCUUUACCAAUGAAAUACUCACCAGGCGCGGGUGCAUUGAACCUGGUCAUGGAACUCCUCAUUUGAGUGUGGCUACAAGAUUUAGAUCUUUAAAUGGUUAUAUCA
Trichosurus vulpecula (common brushtail) is the source of this 3591-nucleotide messenger RNA. It is a transcript of the gene SSRP1, whose product is annotated as structure specific recognition protein 1. Gene Ontology annotation, molecular function: histone binding; nucleosome binding; DNA binding. The record is from RefSeq and is a predicted model, not a curated record. The transcript has 17 exons. Bases 264 to 2402 code for a protein of 712 amino acids. Gene Ontology annotation, cellular component: nucleus; FACT complex. NCBI's taxonomy places the organism in Eukaryota, Metazoa, Chordata, Mammalia, Diprotodontia, Phalangeridae.